Fulvia fulva is the source of this 1818-nucleotide messenger RNA. Its product is annotated as Putative phospholipase A2. Bases 1 to 1818 code for a protein of 605 amino acids. The transcript has a single exon. Gene Ontology annotation, molecular function: 1-alkyl-2-acetylglycerophosphocholine esterase activity. NCBI's taxonomy places the organism in Eukaryota, Fungi, Ascomycota, Dothideomycetes, Mycosphaerellales, Mycosphaerellaceae. The record is from RefSeq and is a predicted model, not a curated record.
AUGUCUUCGCUACUCUCGGGCUGGAACCCGAUUGUUUCCUUCCCGCAGUACAAUGGACCCUACGAUGUGGGCACUGUCGACGUCGAGAUACCUGCCGCAGACCUCCAUGCGCCCUCAGAGGCACCGGAAGGAGCAGCGCCUACCAUCGCGUUUCGCAUAUUCUACCCUUGCGUGAAACCAGGACCUGGCGCUACAGGCCGGCCAGUCCGAUGGAUCCCGCAGCCACAGCGAGCGACGAUACGCGCGUUCGCGAACUUUAUUGGAGUCAAGUCUCCGAGAAUCGCCAACCUCAUAUCUUGGAUGCCGCAGCAGCUGUAUUACAUUAACCUGCCGGCGCACCGCAACGCGAAGCUCCUGGACCCGCCGACCAGUCAUGGACGAUGGCCGGUGACAAUGUUCAGCCAUGGCCUUGCAGGCAGCAGGAAUGCGUACAGCUACGUGUGCGGAGAUUUGGCCAGUAAUGGCAUGAUUGUGAUAGCACUGGACCACAGAGAUGGAAGCAGCCCAAUACAAUACGUCCGGGAGACGGCCAGCACUGAAGCACACAUCGUGAAUCCGACUAAGAUCAGCCACGAGCCAAGCCCGGAAGUGUACGAAGCAAGAGAUAAGCAGCUGCGAAUACGGCUGUGGGAGAUCAGUAUGGCGUAUGAGGCGCUGGUAAAGAUUGACGCUGGCCAAAGACUGGAGAAUCUUGACAUAAACUCAAGCACAAAGCGAAAAGAGCGGGUCGAGGUGCUUUGGCAAUUCGACGGAAUGCUGGAUAUUCAUCGCGAGGGUAAAGUGACGUGGGCAGGACACUCUUUCGGCGCUGCCACGCAAGUGCAGCUGGUCAAGAGCAUUUACUACCACCCAACGCAUGCGGGCAAUGCUCUCAUAAAGCCAAACGCAGACGCAGCUGUGGCUUCGCAAAUCACGCCAGACUCGCCGAUGCUUCUGCUAGACAUGUGGGGACUGCCACUGAAGUCACCAGAUCAGGCAUACCUCUGGGACAAGCCACUCCCUUCAUAUGCAAUUGGCGGGCCGAAUGGAUCGAACGUCGUCUCGAUCCUGUCCGAAGCCUUUUUCAACUGGCAAGACAACACAAACAUCAAUAAACACAUUGUCGCGCCACCCUCACUGUCUAGGAGACCCUCGACGGCACCACGCUUGUCGAGAGCGCCAGGCAAAAUACUACCUGACUGGGCACGUCUUCGCGAUGAAUCCCCUUCAAGAGAUUCUGGAUAUGUGUCUCAGCGAUCACGGUCACCACUGCCACCACUAUCUCGAAAGCGCAGCAAAGCGAGUGGCCUCACCACACCCUCGAACGUAGCUUCAUCUCACAAAGACCGUGCCACCAGCACCAAGCUGAGUCUACAAGACAGCAACACGCAGCAAAGACGGGACGGCACGCAAAUGUGGUAUGUGCAGAAGAGCCAGCACUUCAACCAGUCGGACUUUGGCCUUCUGUUUCCAUGGAUAGCAAAGCGGAUUGCAAAAGCUGAGGAGCCAGAACGUGUCAUGGCAUUGAACAAUCGCGCGAUGGUGCAAGUACUGAGAGACUCGGGAAUCGAGGUUGCGGGAGAAUCGGACGAUGAGAUCCUCGACAAAGAAGCAGAAAUAAGACGCUGGAUCCGUGUCCCAGUGGACGACGAAGAACCCAGCAACGCUCAGGCGGCAGCAACUCUUACUAGGAAGUUGUCUGUCAUAUCAGCCACUGGAAGAAACAUCACAUCACCCCGAGACGGCAUGACGAUGGGUCAAAUGACAGAGGCUAAGCUAGCACAAAAGUCUCCAUCGAUAAAAGGAAUGGAGAAGGACCUACAACUAGAACCGUUAUAG